Octodon degus (degu) is the source of this 1498-nucleotide messenger RNA. It is a transcript of the gene Babam1, whose product is annotated as BRISC and BRCA1 A complex member 1. The record is from RefSeq and is a predicted model, not a curated record. Lineage: Eukaryota; Metazoa; Chordata; Mammalia; Rodentia; Octodontidae. Gene Ontology annotation, cellular component: nuclear body; BRISC complex; BRCA1-A complex. Gene Ontology annotation, biological process: positive regulation of DNA repair; mitotic G2 DNA damage checkpoint signaling; protein K63-linked deubiquitination. The coding region runs from base 242 to 1249 and encodes 335 amino acids. The transcript has 10 exons.
CGCUGAACUACAUUUCCCUGGAGGCGCCGCGGCCACGCCUAGCAACUUCCGGUUGAAAAGAUGGCGGCUUCCUAGGGCCUUGGAGGUUUUCUUGAGAGAAAGCUACAGUGUGGGGCCCGCAGCGCCCGGACCCGCGCCUUGGCGUUGUGCAGACGCCCUUGGGCAGCCUAGUGCCCGCGGGAAAACUCAGAGCCCCCUUCUCCUUCACCCAGACGGUGCCGGUGUCAGCCACACGGGUACCAUGGAAGUGGCCGAGCCCGGAAGCCCCACUGAGGAAGAGGAGGAGGAAGAGGAGGAGGAAGAGGAGGAGGAGCCAUCUGCUGAGCCUCGGCCCCGAACACGGUCCAAUCCAGAGGGUGCUGAGGACCGGGCACUGGGGGCACAGGCCAGUGUGGGCAGCCGAAGUGAAGGGGAGGGGGAGGCAGCCAGUGUGGAUGAUGGGACCCCCAACCCUCCAGGAGCUGGCCCCAAGCCCUGGCAGGUGCCGCCAACGGCUCUUGAGGUCCAGAUUCGAACACCGAGGGUCAACUGUCCAGAGAAGGUGAUCAUCUGCCUGGAUCUGUCUGAGGAGAUGUCGCUGCCAAAGCUGGAGUCAUUCAAUGGCUCUAAAACCAAUGCCCUCAACGUCUCCCAGAAGAUGAUUGAGAUGUUUGUGAGGACGAAGCACAAGAUUGACAAGAGUCACGAGUUUGCGCUAGUGGUGGUGAAUGACGACACUGCUUGGCUGUCUGGCCUGACCUCUGACCCGCGUGAGCUGUGCAGCUGCCUGUAUGACCUGGAGACAGCCUCCUGCUCCACAUUCAACCUGGAAGGGCUCUUCAACCUCAUCCAGCAGAAGACAGAGCUGCCUGUGACGGAGAGUGUGCAGACCAUUCCACCGCCCUACGUGGUGCGCACCAUCUUGGUGUACAGCCGGCCACCACGCCCGCCGCAGCUGGCGCUGACAGAGCCUGUGAAGAAGAUGUUCCAGUGCCCCUAUUUCUUCUUUGAUGUUGUUUAUAUCCACAAUGGCACCGAGGAGAAGGAGGAGCAGCUGAGCUGGCAGGACAUGUUCGCCUUCAUGGGCAGCCUGGAUGCCAAGGGUACCAGCUACAAGUACGAGGUGCCCCUCACCGGGCCAGCGCUGGAGUUGCACAACUGCAUGGCCAAGCUGUUGGCCCACCCGCUGCAGCGUCCCUGCCAGAGCCACGCAUCCUAUAGCCUGCUGGAGGAAGACGAGGAGGUCGCCGAGGUCGAGGCCACGGUGUGAAGCUUUAGUGGGCCGCAGCGUCUGUGGUGGAUCCUGGAGUGCUGGUUCUCCAUCUGCGUUCUGUGGGGCCCCGAGCAGGUCCCGUUGUGCUCCAGGAGCUGAAGGCUCUUGCCAGGAAUCCUAGGCCUGAAGGGCCCCGGAGCACCUGGGUGCACACUCCACGUGUUCGCUGGCCCACACUAGUUUGUCAGUUGUCAUUUUUGUGGUGAUUUUUGGCAUCAAAAUAAAAUCUGACACACAUAAAAUGAA